GAGUAGCGCAGUGGGUGGGACGGCCGCUGGUCGGUCUCCUAGCGCGGCUGGCUCGGUGCUCUAGAGUUCCGCGCUUUCAGCGGAGUUGGGUGCGUCCGGCAGUUGAGCUGCACGCGGAGGGGCUGCCCUCACCUCCUUGCACCUCCGGUCCUGCUCCAGAGUCUCAGAUAUGGGCCUUCUUCAGUUCCUGGUGUCCUUCUUUGUCCUACUGUUGUCUGGCACAGAAGUCACAGGCACCCUAAAGAGCACCCUGGACCCGAGCCUCAAGAUUUACAAGAAGAUGUUUGAGGUGAAGCGGCGGGAGCAGUUGUUGGCACUGAAGAACUUGGCACAACUGAACGACAUCCACCAGCAGUACAAGAUCCUGGACGUCAUGCUUAAGGGACUCUUUAAGGUGCUGGAGGACUCCCGGACAGUGCUCACUGCUGCAGAUGUGCUCCCAGACGGGCCCUUCCCCCAGGAUGAGAAGCUGAAAGAUGCUUUCUCCCACGUGGUGGAGAACACGGCCUUCUUUGGUGAUGUGGUGCUGCGCUUCCCGAAGAUCGUGCACCACUACUUUGACCAUAAUUCCAACUGGAACCUCCUCAUCCGCUGGGGCAUCAGCUUCUGCAAUCAGACAGGCGUCUUUGACCAGGGGCCCCACUCACCCAUCCUCAACCUGAUGGCCCAGGAGCUGGGGAUCAGUGAGAAAGACUCUGACUUCCAGAACCCGUUUAAAAUAGACCGGACAGAGUUCAUUCCUAGCACUGACCCUUUCCAGAAGGCCUUGAGGGAAGAAGAAAAACGCCGGAAGAAGGAGGAGAAGCGGAAAGAGAUCCGAAAAGGCCCAAGAAUCUCAAGAUCUCAGUCUGAAUUGUAGCCCUGGAGCAGUUUGGGACCUAAGGGAUCAUCAAGAGGCCAGUCAGAAGAGGCGCAGCCGUGUGGCUGUGGUAUAGCAGCAUCAAGCACCAUGGUGAGCACCAGCCACUUCCGGAUGGGGACCCCAUGUUUGCUGAGUCCUCAGGAGCUGGGUCUGAGCCUUGGCCAAAAAGACUGAGCCUCUGGGAUCUUAGGGCACAUCAAGGGGGCCUUGAGAGGACACUGUUCUGUAGACAGGACCUUGCAGAGAAGCUGUUGGGGGAGGCUGGCUGGGGGACUCCUGGUCUGGAUCCUCUUGGUGAGAGUUGCAGGCCAGCCGCUGGCCUUUGUGAGGAAGCGGUAGAAUCUGGCUCUGAAUUACAGGUGAAGGUGUCAUGCUUGUAGCUGGCCUCACUGUAUUCCUGGGCUGCCUAUCACCAUUCCAGCUCUCUGCAGAGCAACACUAAAAGCCAGCAAAUUCACUGGCCUCACCAAGGCUGACGAGGAGCCUGUAAGGACACCAGGAGCUUCUAGCAUGGCAGGCCAAGCCUGGAGUAUGUUUCUGCCUCAUCAGGACGGAGCCCUAGGCCUUCGCAUUGCAGAGAAACAAGAACAAGAAACAAGAGGUUUAGGCCUCUCAUUUACUCACUGCUGCCCUUCAUAAGGGAUCAGUUUGGAGGGGACCCAGAAGUGUCCUGGGAGGGUGUUUAUUUCAAGGAGACCUUAAAAGAACAUGAUCUCUAUUCUCAGAUAACUGGGGACAGUCACUGAGCUGGUUCAGGGGACAAUCAACUUGUUCUCUCUACUGCUAAAGCUGGAGCCUGUGUGUGGAGAGAUGUUAUAGGGGACAGGUUACAGGAGGCUGGCUUGGUAACGGGACUACUGUAAACUGCGCUGACCAGACGGUGGGCUUCUCAGUUCAGGGUUCAAGCAGAGUCUCAUGACCACAGGGCAGGGAGCUGUGGAAGGAGUUAGGCCCUCAGAGGGCAGCCUGGUUUCUAUGAAUUCCAAAGCAGGUGGCUGCCUUGGCUCUAUUGAAAUUUCAGUGCUACCUCUUCGAUCUUGCCAAGCCAAAAUGUAUCCCUUAAAGGCAUGGAGACACCCACCAUUCCUACGUCAUCCCCAGCCAUACCCCUACCUUCAGGAACACUCUUCCUCUUACUGCUGACAGUGGUGGCGAGACCUGAGCCUUAGCCUGACUGACCUUGGCCUACUCUUUCUUCCCUGUGCUGUGCCUUCAUUGGUAAAAUAAAUUUGAUAAUGUCUGAAUCCUCUGCCAAGCUCUAACCUACAUCCUUGGAGGCUUACCUUUCUACUGGCCAGCAUAGCAAAGGGAAGCCAGGUGUUGGGGAGGCUUCUUGGAAGGUCCCAGAGUAGCCUGCAUCUCAACAGUCAUUCGGGAAAAGUAUGGGGAUGAGAAGUAGUCGGGAGGAGGGCUGGAGAAGUUUUCCCGUAGAAAUGCUUAUCUGAUGCAGAAGACAUACGCAGCUGGUCCAAGAGCCCUGGGCUGCAUUCCCAGCCUGUCCCUUUCCAGCUGUGUGACCUAGCCGAUUCCUGUGAGGUUUCUAUGAUAGGACAGCACUAGCGGCUGGGACUUCCUGGCCUAUGGAAAGGAUGAGAUCUACCCAUCAUCUGUUGAACCUGUGCUAGUGCUUGUGGGGCUCGGGGCCAGAGCCAGCCACGAGGGUCCUCCCUGUCCCUUCCUCUUUGAGAGAGGUUGUGGUUGGUGGCUUUGCAAGGAAAAUGCUUCUUCCCAUAACUUCUAAGGAACCAGGUCAGCUUGGCUGUGGACCUGUCUUUCUUUUCUGUGAUUUUGUUGUUGUUGUUGUUGUUUGGUUGGUUGGUUGUUUCUUUGAGACAGGGUCUCACUAUGUAGCUCAGACUGUCCUGGAACUCACUCUGCAGAUCAGGCUGACCUCAAACUCAGAGAUUAAUCCUGAGAUUAAAGGCAUGUGUCACCACACCUAGUGGUGGGUGGGUGGGUGGGUUUAGAAAACAAAAACACAAAACACUUGAGGGAGGGCACUUGCUUCUCAAGCUCACUCAGUGGCUGGGAUUCAUUUAUGUUACUGUAGCUCUACCAAUUGUAUGUUUAGGUAGUGGCCGUGGCCUAGGUAACUGUGUAUGUUUUCUAGUGGCCUGACCUGUGUGCUCAUGGUGGCAAUAAUGGCAGUGUGGUCUUAGAUGUUUCAGCCUUCUAAGUCCAGUCCAUGGCACUCCUGGAGACUCCGGGAGUCCCUUAAUUUUCCCUUAAGGCAGGGCAUUUCAACAGUGUGGCACUGUUCACAUUUUGGACUACUUUACUAUUGUGUAAGAAGGCUAUCCUGAGUGGUGUAGGAUAUUUAGCAGUAUCCCUGCUCCCCACCUGCUAGAUGCCAGUAGAGUCCCACAGUUAGGGCGACUAAAAAUGUCUCCAGCCAUUGCUAGAUGUCUCUCCUUCCCAACUCAGUUCUGUUUUCCUCGGCCCUCCCUAGUCAGUGUCCAGAUGGACGAGGGCUUUAGGGGAUGAUCCUUCUGGGUUAUUCUUGUUCCGAGCUCUGUCCUUGGUCAAAGUCUGCUCUGUCUCUAGUAGUGUCUUCCCUCAGCUUUUCUUUAAAGGAAUAGGUAUUUUGGCCUAGCUUCCCUUCCCUUGGCUUUUCUUCUUGGACAGUCAAAGCUUAAAUCUGCCCUGCUACCACCUGACAACCGUCAUUACCUGUGUUUCAGCUCAUUCUAGCCACACUCUUGAUCGAUCCAGCCAGAAAGCUUCUUAUUUAUUUAUACUUGGUUUUUCAAGACAGGGUUUCUCUGUGUAGCCCUAGCUGUCCUGGAACUCUCUCUGUAGACCAGGCUGACCUUGAACUCAGAGAUCUGCCUGCCUCUGCCUCCAGAAUGCCAGGAUUAAAGGCAUGCACCACCAUUGCCCGCUUAAAAAAAUAAAGAUCUUUCAAGGGAAAAAAAAAAGUCUACAAACCUAGUUCAAGGACAGCAUGUACUACAUAAAACCUGUCCCCACAGAAAAGGUGUGUGCCACCAACCUCUACUGGGACUUCAUUUGUGCUUCUUCAGGCCAGUUGACCAAGCAUACAUGGAAAGGACAGAACUUACGGGAAUUGGUUCUCUCCACUUCGUGAAUCCCAGGGAUUGAACUUGGGUUGUUGGGUUUGUUGGCAAGCACCUCUACCCACUGACCCAUCUUGCUGGUCCCAGGCCAGAGUCUUGAUAUCACAGGUCAGGCCCCUUGUUAGUCUCAUCACACCUUUUCCUUGGUCACUUGUACCAUUGUCUGUUACUUUUAUGUUCAGUGUUUUUGUCAUUCACAGACACACACACAGACACACACAAGUACUUAAUGUAAGGCCCUCAAGUGGCCAGGUCCUGUCCCCAGACUACUCUAAGGUCCCUAAGGGCAGUUUUUAGCCCCUCAAGAUGCAGGUGGCCAAGCUCUGCUCUACAAAAAAAAAAAAAAAAAAGAGGAGGAGGAGAAGAAGAAGAAGGAAGAAGAAGAAGCCGCCCAAGAUCAGCCACAGAAACUCACCAAUCCCUACUUGCUCCUAAGAUCAGGCCACAGAAUCUUGCCAGGAAACCUCCAUCCACACAUACCCGCAAGAAACCCUGUAUAAAGCCUGCCUCCUGCUCAGUUCUCUGCCGCUUCUCCCAGCCACACUCUUAUGUCUGUGCCUGUAAAUCUCUUGUGUGAGGUUUGUUACCUUUCCCCUCAGAGCUGCAACACUUGCAUUGGGAAAACCUUUCCCCCCAGGGCUGCAACACUUACACCUGGAAGGCAAGAGCUGUUUGCUUGCUACAGAAAUCAAAUAAAUGUGAAAAUUCC
Molecule: messenger RNA, 4648 nt
Organism: Peromyscus californicus insignis
Lineage: Eukaryota; Metazoa; Chordata; Mammalia; Rodentia; Cricetidae
Gene: Ccdc134
Product: coiled-coil domain containing 134
Exons: 7
Coding region: 170-859 (229 amino acids)
Source: RefSeq, a predicted model, not a curated record